AUGUUUUUUUUUAUUAUUUUAACAGUUAUUAAUGUUGAAGGAAGAUAUCUCUAUGAUAUUAUUGAUGCACAAGACAAUGUACUUAAUUCUAGAAAUGAGGAGAAAUCAUACAAGUACUUUAAAUAUGUUAGUAAUGAAUAUCAAACUGAAUAUUAUCCUCUUAAUAGUUGUAUUGGUUUUACUGAUUAUGCUGCUUAUUUCUUUUAUAACAACAAUACACAUAUGAAUUUCACUUCUUAUGCUACUAUGGAAAACUGUAAAAAUGCAAUUAAUCCAAUUGAAAACCGUACUCUUCAAAUUAACUAUUCUACUGUUGAUGAAAUCAGAGACUCUCAUUUUCUCAUUUAUGUCUAUUAUGAUAAAGGAUGUAAAAACUUACAAUAUAUUUUUGGUAAAAAGAAAUUAUGUUUUCCUCAGGAUGGAAGAUGGUGGAAUUUUACAAUAGUAAAGAAUACAAUCAAAAGUGGGGAAUACUCCGACUCAUCUUGUUUAGACAUUGUUAAUAAUUUCACUCACGACUUAAA
Molecule: messenger RNA, 524 nt
Organism: Entamoeba histolytica HM-1:IMSS
Lineage: Eukaryota; Evosea; Mastigamoebida; Endamoebidae
Exons: 1
Source: RefSeq, a predicted model, not a curated record